Molecule: messenger RNA, 1603 nt
Organism: Polychytrium aggregatum
Lineage: Eukaryota; Fungi; Chytridiomycota; Chytridiomycetes; Polychytriales
Product: MBOAT, membrane-bound O-acyltransferase family-domain-containing protein
Exons: 4
Coding region: 96-1496 (466 amino acids)
Biological process (GO): lipid modification; phosphatidylcholine biosynthetic process
Cellular component (GO): membrane
Molecular function (GO): 1-acylglycerophosphocholine O-acyltransferase activity; lysophospholipid acyltransferase activity
Source: RefSeq, a predicted model, not a curated record
CGUCGAUCUGCAAGUGCCCCCGCUGGCUGCCGAGUCUCCCGCCUGCGCUUCCAUCUGCCCAGUCGUCUCCUGCACCCUCCCCUCCCCCAGCGUCAAUGGAUCAACUCUCGAACCUCACCGGCGUCGCCGAACCGACGCUGCGGCUGCUUUCCAGCCUGCUCAGCGCCUAUCCGCUUGCCAUCCUGACCCACAGUCUCCUGCUGCAUCCGUCGGUCCCAAGAUCCGCCCGGCUCGCCCUCAUCAUCGCCUCCUCCCUGCUCGUCCACAUGUUCUUCCUGUCCUUCACGACCGCCAUCAUGCAUUCGCUGUCCGUUGUCCUUGGCACCUGGGCAGUCGCCAAGCUCUCCGACCGGCUUCCCAAGCUGCUCCCCAAGCGAGUCGUCUCGACCCUCUUGGUCGCCGCCAUCUUUGGCCAUCUGAUGUGGGGAUACUUUGUGACCCGCCGUGCUGCCGGAGACGUCUAUGUCAUCAGCUGGACGAUGACCCAGUGCGUCCUCUCCCUGCGGGCUGCCGGGACGGUGCUCGACUGGGGCGAAAGCAAGGCCGCCUUCUCGUCCUUCCCAGUCUUUGUGGCCUACUGCUACUUCUAUGGCUACAGCUUUGUCGGCCCGCAGGUGCCGCUGGCGGACUUUGAGGCCUACAUUUCACUCGAGAAGUUCCAACGACACGGAUUUCUCAAACCUGCGACGGCAGGAGCCAAGACCAAGCCGCUGCCACCCGUGGCCGGAUAUGCUCUCCAGUCCCUGGCCAUCGGCGUCGUUUUCCUGGGCAUCCACGUCGGCGGAGGCAAGUAUCUCUCCAGCGAUACGAUGCGGCAGCCAGUGUUCCUCACCUGGUCGCUGGCUUCCCGGAUCGUCUAUGUGAUGGCCUUUGUGAAGGUGCUGCUCUGCAAGUAUCUUGGUGUCUGGGCCCUGGUCGACGGCGCCGUGGCGCUCUCGGGCCUGUCGUUCGGAGGACUGGAUUCAGACCACAAGCCCAUCUGGGACAGCUACCGCAACUGCAACCCCCUCACCUUCCACCUGGCCACGUCCCUGUCGGUCAUCAUUCCCAACUUCAACAUGUCCACCAACGACUGGUGCAAAACCUACAUCUUCAAGCGCCUGCGCUUCCUUGGCUCCAAGGACCUCUCGUCCGCCCUGACCCUUCUCUUCCUGGCUGCCUGGCAUGGCCCUUCCCCGGGGUACUAUCUCUGCUUCGGCCUCGAGUUCCUGGACAUUUACUGCGAGCGUGUCUUCUUCAAGUGGGUGGCUGUUCCUCAAGGGCCCGUCUGGAGGGUCGUCUCCAACGUCUUUGGCUGGCUGUGGGCCUCGUUUGCCCUCGGCUACGCUACCGUCGCUUUCGAGGCGCUCCGAUGGGACUACACCGUCACGGUCUGGAACUCGCUCUACUGGAGCGGCCACAUUGUCAUUGCGGUCAUUAUUAUCGCCGACCUCGUUGCCAGCGCGCUCUUCCGCAAGCCCAAAUCGGCCAAACCUGAGAAGGCCAAGAAGGCCUAAAACGAGUCUGGGCUGUCGUGCCUGGCCGAAUCGUGCUUGUAAAGAUCUAGAUUGUGUGUCUUUGAAUAUGAUCGCGCUUUGGGGACCACUGCGACUCGGGCGGGAUG